Molecule: messenger RNA, 1102 nt
Organism: Aphidius gifuensis
Lineage: Eukaryota; Metazoa; Arthropoda; Insecta; Hymenoptera; Braconidae
Gene: Cdk2
Product: cyclin-dependent kinase 2
Exons: 5
Coding region: 148-1089 (313 amino acids)
Biological process (GO): G1/S transition of mitotic cell cycle; regulation of G2/M transition of mitotic cell cycle; protein phosphorylation
Cellular component (GO): cyclin-dependent protein kinase holoenzyme complex; cytoplasm; nucleus
Molecular function (GO): cyclin-dependent protein serine/threonine kinase activity; cyclin binding; ATP binding
Source: RefSeq, a predicted model, not a curated record
CAGCUUGUCUGUGAUUAUUGUCGGCUUUUUUUCAUUAUACUGGCUUCAAUGCUUUAUCCAAAUAAUAAUAUUUAAUGUCGAAAUAUAAAGUCAAACAUUCUCAUUAUUCAAUAAUUUAAUUUAUUUUGUUAAUAUUAAUGUAUACAUAUGAUUAAAAUUAAUGCCGAGGCAAUGGAUAAUUUUUCCAAGAUCGAAAAAAUUGGUGAAGGAACGUACGGUGUUGUUUACAAAGCCAAAGACAAAUUAACUGGAAGAUUUGUUGCACUUAAAAGAAUUCGUCUUGAAACCAGGGAGAGUGAAGGUGUACCAUCAACAGCAAUAAGAGAAAUAUCAUUGUUGAAAGAACUGACACAUCCAAAUAUUGUUCGGCUUUUUGAUGUCGUCUAUGGGGAUAAAGAUUUGUACCUUGUCUUUGAGUAUCUUCAACAAGAUCUCAAAAAAUUUCUUGACUCUGCUAAAUCAAAUGCUGCCAAUCAACUUCAUUGGCAUGAGUUAGUCAAGAGCUAUUUAUAUCAAUUAUUAAAAGCAAUUAAAUUUUGUCAUCUCAAUUUGAUACUUCAUAGAGAUUUAAAGCCACAAAAUCUUCUUAUUGAUAGAGAGGGAAAUAUUAAAUUGGCUGAUUUUGGUCUUGCAAGAUCAUUUGGUAUUCCAAUGCGAAUGUAUACACAUGAAGUUGUUACUCUUUGGUACAGAGCACCUGAAAUAUUAUUAGGCACUAAAUUAUACUCAUCUGCUGUUGAUAUAUGGAGUUUGGGUUGUAUUUUUUCUGAAAUGGCUACAAAGAGAGCUUUGUUUCCUGGUGAUUCAGAAAUAGAUCAACUAUUUAGAAUUUUUAGAACACUAGGAACACCAGACGAGACAACGUGGCCUGGAGUUUCACAAUUACCUGAUUAUAAAUCAAUGUUUCCUCAAUGGGAUCGAAUGAAUUUAAAAGAAGUUGUACCAAACUUUGAUGAUGAUGCACGAGAUCUUUUUUCAAAACUUUUAACAUAUGAUCCAAGUACACGAAUAACAGCAAUGGGAGCAUUGAAUCAUCCAUACUUUAAAGAUGUAAAAACUAUACUACCAAUACUGCCAAAGAAAGACUGACCCUCUAUGAAUA